AUGAAACUCGUGGAAAAUACGAUGACGGACAAGUUUACAACCACGGAGGACGAUAGAGAAGGUGUCUGCCGUAUGAUCGAGGUUGCGGCGGUUGACAGAAACGGGUUCCAGGAAGCGGACGGUGAAGCUGAUGCGUUUCGAGUGGUCUCUGGCGAGGAGCUCAACCUAAUUCCGCCGCUUAACUUCUCAAUGGUCGACAACGGUAUAUUCCGGUCUGGAUUCCCUGAUUCCGCUAACUUUUCCUUUCUCCAAACUCUCGGCCUCCGCUCAAUCAUAUAUUUGUGCCCGGAGCCCUACCCGGAGAGCAACAUCCAGUUCCUCAAAUCCAAUGGAAUUAAGCUUUUCCAGUUUGGCAUUGAAGGCAAAAAGGAACCAUUUGUGAAUAUUCCAGACCAUAAAAUCCGCAAGGCACUCAAAGUACUUCUAGAUGAGAAAAACCAUCCGGUUCUGAUUCAUUGUAAGCGAGGCAAGCAUCGGACUGGUUGCCUUGUCGGGUGCUUGAGAAAGCUCCAGAAAUGGUGUUUGACAUCGAUAUUCGAUGAGUACCAGCGAUUUGCAGCAGCGAAAGCUAGAGUUUCAGAUCAAAGAUUCAUGGAGAUAUUCGACGUUUCCAGCUUCAGUCACAUUCCUAUGUCUUUCUCUUGUUCCAUCAGGUAA
Messenger RNA from Microthlaspi erraticum, 657 nucleotides. Lineage: Eukaryota; Viridiplantae; Streptophyta; Magnoliopsida; Brassicales; Brassicaceae. The record is from the annotation of a GenBank genome assembly.